CAUUCAUCUCACUGUACGUUCCAAGUCCAAAGUUGAUACUUCAAAAUCCAAAAACAUCUUCAGCCAACUUGAUUCUCAUUUUGAACCUUAUUCAGUUGGCAUGGGGACUUCUGAUACACACUUGUUUCUUUCUCUUAUGCAGAUUUUCAUUCUAUGCUUCAUCUGUUUCAUAGCCAAAGUUGAAGCUUCAAACAAAAAGCUUUCAGGCUUUUAUGUGUUUGGAGACUCCACGGUAGACCCAGGAAACAAUAACUACAUAAAGACACCUUUUAGGAGCAAUUUUCCACCGUACGGGAGGGACUUUCCCAACCAAGUUCCAACAGGGAGAUUUACAAAUGGGAGGCUUGCCACUGAUUACAUUGCUUCACACGUAGGUCUUAAGAAAGAUGUUCUUCCACCUUAUUUGGACCCAAACCUCAGAAUUGAGGAGCUGAUGACAGGAGUUAGUUUUGCCUCCGCUGGUUCUGGCUUUGACCCACUUACACCAAGCAUGACUAACGUAAUUCCAAUAGAAAAACAGUUGGAGUAUUUCAGAGAAUGCAGAAAGAGGAUGGAGGAUGCAUUGGGAAAGCGAAGAAUUGAAAAUCAUGUGAAGAAUGCAGCGUUCUUCAUCAGUGCCGGUACGAAUGACUUCGUUCUUAAUUAUUUUGCUCUACCAGUACGAAGAAAGAGCCACAGUAUCCUGGCGUACCAACAGUUCUUAAUCCAACACGUGAAACAAUUUAUACAGGAUUUGUUGGUAGAAGGUGCUCGAAAAAUUGCAAUAACUGGAGUACCUCCAAUGGGAUGCCUACCGUUGAUGAUCACCUUGAAUUCCCCUAAUGCCUUUUUCCAGCGUGGUUGUAUUGACAAAUAUUCCUCCAUUGCAAGAGAUUACAAUCUACUCCUUCAACAUGAAUUACACGGAAUGCAAUUGCAGCUCAAUAUGUCUACUCCAGAUGCUAAGAUCUAUUAUGUUGACACAUAUAAACCCAUAGCCGAUAUGAUUCAAGCGCGAAAAAGAUUUGGCUUUGAUGAGGUUGAUAGUGGCUGUUGUGGAAGUGGGUACAUUGAAGCAUCAAUUUUGUGUAAUAAGCUUUCAAAUGUGUGCCUUGAUCCAUCAAAGUAUGUAUUCUGGGAUUCAAUUCACCCAACAGAAAAGACAUACCACAACAUCUUCUUGGCUGGCCUGUCCACCAUUGAUUUCAUUGCCAAUAACUAGAAUAAGUUCCUAUAGACACAUUCCUUCGUUUUCUUCUUAUCAAUUAUGGGGUCCCUAACUCAAUGUAUUUCUUCUUCUUCUUCCCGUAGUAGUAUAUGCCAUAGUGGCAUAUACAAAAUAAAAUAUUAUCAAUAAUGUGUUCAACGCCAAUCAAACGGGUGCUAAACACAUCUUAUGGCCACACAAUAUA
Molecule: messenger RNA, 1391 nt
Organism: Glycine soja
Lineage: Eukaryota; Viridiplantae; Streptophyta; Magnoliopsida; Fabales; Fabaceae
Product: GDSL esterase/lipase At5g45960-like
Exons: 5
Coding region: 101-1201 (366 amino acids)
Molecular function (GO): hydrolase activity, acting on ester bonds
Source: RefSeq, a predicted model, not a curated record